AUGUUGUUGCUUACAUUAAGUGAAAAGAAUAACUGGAGCAAAGAGAAAGCGACCGCUGAGGAGCCGCUGAAGGAGACCGCAGAACCUGUUUGCAUCCUCUUCGUUAUCGGUUAUCUCCUCAGUCUUCGUUUCACCUUGGAUUAUGAAGUUGGUCUGGUUGAAUUUACUGGUGAUUACUACUUAUUUAAUAGCUGUUUCCCAGGCCAUUAGACGGCCGAUUUGCCAUUUCCUUCUUCGAGAUUUCAGUGGCACUUUUGUUGAGGUUAUGAGGAAAUGCCCUGCGGGUAAGUUGCUCAAUUUAAAAAAAUCGGUCAUUCUUUAAAGGGGUUGUAUUAAAUAAAAAAAUCUUUGACCUCAAACUUUAGGGACAUCAUAUUGCGCCGCGAGAGUGUCAAAUGCGACUGGCCUCAGCUCAUUAGUUGUUGAUCAUUACGAGUUUUAUUGUGAAAAUGAGAGAAAUGUAAGGGUCUUCGUAUCUUGUGAGCAAUGACCAAGUGUAAUAUAAUGCACCUCCUCUUCCAGAUAACCCUGAAUCUGCAAAUCCCGGAAGCCCCGAAUCAAGGCUGUUAUCCCUUUGGGCCCUCAGGCUCUGAGUUUGUUUGUUUCUGUCACGAAGACUUCUGUAAUAACAAGGAGAAUAUGGAAGAGAUCUUCCUGUCAUUCAGAAAAUUUGUUCAUCUUUCUUCUGCCCCUCUUCCUCCGCAUGUCCAUAUCAAUAAUCAUCAUGUCCAUCCCCAGAAUGUUCUCGAAUUCCAGCCUCAUCUGGGCCAAGUUCAGCCAAUCACGUCCAAUAUUGUGAAUGAACAGGUAAUCGCGAUGAGUAAUGUGGAGACGGCAACUGCACCUGUCAGAAAGGUCGCGGCCAAUGAAUUAAAGUCAUUCAACCCAUUGCCUCGGCCACGACAAGACGGAACCGUGAUUCGGAAUCGGGCGGUGAGGGAUACGAACAGGAAUCUGAGACCCUUCGAGACCAAAGUAAAAACGCAGCAGAUCUUCCUGAUCAAUGAGGACUCGCCUAAAGUCAAACAUGGGUAA
Bursaphelenchus xylophilus (pine wood nematode) is the source of this 1035-nucleotide messenger RNA. Lineage: Eukaryota; Metazoa; Nematoda; Chromadorea; Rhabditida; Aphelenchoididae. The record is from the annotation of a GenBank genome assembly.